This is a messenger RNA of Hyla sarda, 1106 nucleotides long. RefSeq lists its product as uncharacterized. The coding region runs from base 188 to 868 and encodes 226 amino acids. The transcript is spliced from 5 exons. The record is from RefSeq and is a predicted model, not a curated record. Lineage: Eukaryota; Metazoa; Chordata; Amphibia; Anura; Hylidae.
UCAAGAUCCUCUUUUAAGGUAUAAACUGCGUAGACGAGGAGGUGAUGGGACAUAGAGGACGCAGGAACUGCGAAGAGUGAGGAUUCAGAUUGAAAAAGACUGCAGGCCAAGAAAACACCAUACACGGCAUCCGGACAUUCAGUAGAUCGUGUUCUGGACAGGAUAACCAGAUCCACUAAAAGGCUCAAUGAUGGACUGUGGGGCAAAACCCCUGAUUUUCUUCACUCUCUGUGCACUCGUUGAAGCCAAUCUAGAAAUCAAGACUGAUCUAGAAAUUUUGGUUUCCGUCCCAUCAACCCACAUCGGAGACACAGAGAUUGGGUCAGCAGCCUUAUCUGUCAGAUCUGGUCACCCGUUAUUGUACAAUGUUGUAGUCCAGAAGAAUCAAACCCAAUGCAUCAAUUCCACCGAUCCCCUGUGCUCCUCAAUGAUCAAAGAGCCAAUGGUUGACGUGUUGGUGAAUUCGAGAUCAAGUAAUGGAUCACGUUUCACCAAUUCCUACUCCAUUAAUGGGUCACGAGAGCUUGUCAUAAAUGUUGACCCUGAAGUCAGUGUAAGACCUGAGAUUGUGGAUGGUGAAAAUGACAGAAUCACAGUGAAUCUAGAUAUUAUGUAUGAUACGGCCAAAACUCAACGUGACUCCCUCAGGUCAAAUAGGAAACCUACACAAUUUAGCCUUAAUACUACAUUUACCACCAUGAUCAUAGAAGAAGAUAAUGGACAAGGCAAUGGACAAGGCAACGGACAAGGCAACGGACAAGGCAACGGACAAGGCAAUGGACAAGGCAACGGACAAUCUGCCCUGAGUUGUGCUCCGGUGGUCGCUCUCAUUCUCCUCGCUCUGACUCCAGUUUUACUUCUCAAGUGACUGAUGAUAUAGUUAUAUCAUCAUUCAAGGCCCCGACCUCUGGAUACACCAUCAGUCAAGACCUCAAGAUAUCCAUUGCGCACUUGAAGAAGGUCAACAGCUACUUUAUAUAACAGCAAAGGAUUCUGGGAUUUAAUGACAGAAUAUAUCAAGAUGAUGUUUAUAUAUCUGCCUGUAAGAAGUGUAUAAAUAUCAAUAUACUUUAUAAUAUCCUCAAUAAAGACACAUCUGGCUUUGC